AAAAGAGAAAGAACAGAGCAGAAAGCAUGACAAAGAGGAGAGGGAGUUUUGGCGGUUGUAAUUGCCACAGAAGAGGCGCUGAGCAGAGCCAUGGGAGCAGAAGAGGAGCUUCAAGUAGCAAGCCCCAUCCAACACUCCGUUUCCACCGACUACUCGUGGCCCCGCUUUCGCUUCGAUCUCCCUCCUCACCGAACCUACCACUUCCAUAAUCAGUUCGUCACUCCCUCUAACCCUAACAACUUCCUCAAAGCCGUCAAAUGGUCGCCCGAUGGUUCCUGUUUCCUCACCACUUCCGACGACAACACUCUCCGCAUCUUCACUCUACCGGACCCUGAAGCCGCCACUCUGGUUGAUGCUUCACAAUCUGAUGACGAUUCCUUUGCGGCGAGUCUAGUUAUGAGUGAAGGAGAGCCUAUACAUGAUUUUUGUUGGUAUCCUUACAUGUCUGCAUCAGAUCCUGUGACCAAUGUUUUUGCAACUACUACUCGCGACCAUCCUAUUCAUCUAUGGGAUGCUACUUUGGGACAGCUACGUUGCACGUAUCGAGCUUAUGAUAACAUGGAUGAGAUUACUGCGGCAUUUUCAGUUGCUUUUAAUCCUGCCGGGACUAAGAUAUUUGCUGGAUACAACAAAUGUAUCAGGAUGUUUGAUCUACAUCGUCCUGGCAGAGAUUUUGAAUUGUAUUCAACAGCAAAAGAUAAAAAAGAAGGCCAAACAGGUAUCAUAUCUGCAAUGGCCUUCUCUCCAUCUCAUACUGGAAUGCUUGCUUUGGGUUCAUACAGUCAAACUACUGGCAUUUAUAGGGAAGAUAACAUGGAACUCUUGUACGUUUUGCAUGGUCAAGAAGGUGGGAUUACGCAUGUCCAGUUUUCCAGAGACGGAAAUUAUCUAUAUAGUGGAGGUCGGAAGGACCCUUACAUACUAUGCUGGGAUGUGCGCAAAGCUGUUGACUGUGUCUUCAAGUUAUACAGAUCAUCAGAAAGCACCAAUCAGCGGAUACUUUUUGAUAUUGACCCUUCUGGUCAGCAUCUUGGUACAGGCGGCCAGGAUGGCUUAGUACAUAUAUACGAUCUUCAAACUGGGCAGUGGGUAUCAGGCUUCCAGGCUGCAUUAGGUACAGUUAAUGGCUUCUCUUUCCAUCCAUUUCUGCCCCAUGCCGUGUCUUCCUCAGGUCACCGAAGAUUUGUAAUUCCUGAUGACGACAAUGAAGACUUGAGUUUGAGUGGUCAUGAAAACUGCGUCUCGAUGUGGAGUUUUGGUUUGAAGGAGGAUGGCAAUUUCAUGGAUCAGACUGAAAGUGAAAACUUGGACUCAAAUUCUUAAUCCGCAUUGUACCAAUGAGGAAAACGAGACCCCUUUGGUUUUGGGGAGCCAAUGAUAAAAAUGGUUCAUGGUCUGAUUCAUUAGACAAAAGCCUGAUCCAAUCAAAGUUUUGCGUACAUAAUUUUUUACAAAUAUAAAUUUUAAGUUGACUUAAGAUGGACCCUGUUUGUGGUCGGUAUUUCAUGUGCCAUUGCUUUCAAAGUUCUAGGCACGAGUCAAACUUGAAACCCCACGGCAGGCGUCAGCGCGUUCGUCUUCCUUUUCAUGACGGUGGACUUGGCGACCAAUAAAAGAAAGAAAGAAAACCUGGUCAAAGUGGGCAGCCACCUGGCCUCAGCUAUAUAUGGCAUUUGAAAGUACUUUGGAGCCCUUUUGUAAUAACCAUGAGUACCGUCACGCGUAAACAGUAAACCACAGGCAGUUUUGUUUAGCUUGGUGGUUGGAUAAUUUCCUAGGUGAGUAUUGACCAAUUUUAAUCCCUGAUCACAAGGGUUACAAAAGAAAAAGUAAGUUUUAUCCAAA
Molecule: messenger RNA, 1845 nt
Organism: Arachis ipaensis
Lineage: Eukaryota; Viridiplantae; Streptophyta; Magnoliopsida; Fabales; Fabaceae
Source: RefSeq, a predicted model, not a curated record